Sphaerulina musiva SO2202 is the source of this 591-nucleotide messenger RNA. RefSeq lists its product as uncharacterized. The transcript has a single exon. The record is from RefSeq and is a predicted model, not a curated record. Gene Ontology annotation, biological process: rRNA catabolic process; nuclear mRNA surveillance; U4 snRNA 3'-end processing. The annotation marks the transcript as partial. NCBI's taxonomy places the organism in Eukaryota, Fungi, Ascomycota, Dothideomycetes, Mycosphaerellales, Mycosphaerellaceae. Gene Ontology annotation, cellular component: cytoplasmic exosome (RNase complex); nuclear exosome (RNase complex); nucleolus.
AUGGGUCCACAGAUUCUCCAACACCCACUGGCGAGAGCUGAUGGCUCAACCGUCUUCUCCGACGACCUCUACACCGUCAUCGCGGGCGUCAAUGGCCCUGUUGACGUGCAGCGCCGAGAUGAAUUGCCAGACCAAGCGGCCAUCGAAGUCAAUUUGCGCCCUACGUCUGGAGUCGGCGGACCACGAGAACGAUGGCUCGAGACCGUGAUACAGUCGGUUUUGAAAAGCAUCGUCCUCGUGCACAUGCAUCCGCGCACUCUCAUUCAGGUGACGCUACAAAUCACGAAAGAGCCGGCCACGAAAUUUCGCAAGACCACGACUGACAUUUCGACCUUGCCUGCGUUGCUCAAUGCUGCCUUUAUUGCGCUUGUGGACGGGGGCCUCCCAAUGGCCACGACCAUGAGCGCCGUAUUGGCUGUCGUGGCCACGAACGGUGAGACGAUCCUGUCGCCGAAUGCGAAUGCAAUCCAGAACAGCAGCAGUGUGCAUGCUCUGGCUUUCAACAAGAACGGAGAGCAGAUUCUAUCACAGUCUGCAGGGCGAUUCGAUUUUGAUACAUGGAAGCGAGUGGUGGAUGCAGCCCAACAGGCA